CAGAGAGAGAUGACAGCAAACCUAGAAAUUAUAUUUUGAAACGGAGUUUAUCAGCCAUGUCCAGCAGGGGAGUGAAUAACCUGCGAUUUAAUCAAGAUCAUGGCUGUUUUUCAUGUGCAAUGGAAUCAGGUGUGCGGAUCUACAAUGUUGACCCCUUAACAGAGAAACUCAGGCUUGGCAUUGAGUCAGUAGGUAGUGUGAGUCAAGUGGAAAUGCUUCAAAGAACCAACCUCCUGGCAGUUGUUGGUGGAGGAGCAAUGCCAAAAUUUGCAGAAAAUGCAGUUCUGUUGUUGGAUGAUUCUCAGAGAGAUAUGCAGAAGAAGCUAGUAAUGGAAAUCACAGUAUCCCAGCCGGUGCUUGGUGUCAGACUAUGGAGAAAAAGAGAAGUUGAACAGAAGUCCUUUAUCAGCUUAAUAGUGGUGCUACGGAACCAGAUUUGUGUGUUUGGCAUAUACUCAGAUGAUCCUCAGAGUGCAAAGCAUUUGGUGACUUUGGACACAAGGGAUAAUCCUAAAGGUUUAUGUGAAGUCAGCCCAGCCUCUGACAGGCCUAUUUUGGCAUACCUUGGACACAAGCGAGGCAGCUUGCAGCUGUUGGAUUUGUCUAAGGCGUGUGCUCAGCCCAAUAUGUCAAUGUCUCCAGUGACCAUCAAUGCACAUCAGAAUGAACUGGCCUGUCUGGCCAUUAACCAGGAUGGAACCAUGGUGGCAACAGCUUCAACCAAGGGUACCUUAAUCCGCAUCUUUGAUACAGUAAACAAAAAACAGUUAAUUGAGUUGCGCAGAGGUGCUGACCCAGCCACACUGUACUGCAUCACCUUCAGUCCAGAUUCCUCUUUUCUGUGUGUGUCCAGUGACAAGGGAACUGUUCAUAUAUUUGCUGUUAAAGAUGAAAAGCUGAACAAACGAUCCACAUUUCAAAAAAUGAAUUUCCUUGGUCAAAUUGGCCAGUAUGUGGAGUCCCAGUGGGGUCUGGCUAGCUUCACUGUGGCAGCAGAAUGUGCUUGUAUCUGUGCAUUUGGACCACACAGCUCAGUGAUAGCUGUGUGUGUUGAUGGUUCCUUCCACAAGUAUGUGUUUACACCUGAUGGAAAUUGUAACAGGGAGGCCUAUGAUGUCUACUUGGACCUAGGAGAUGAUUUAGAGUUUUGAGGAUAUGUGAAUAUGUACUACUAAUAUAUGUAGUACAUAUAUUUUAAGUGAAAUAUACAAGUUAAGGAAAGAUAUGCGUAGGCUCACUGGUGAGACCCUACAAGUUAUAUAAUCAUAUUUACCAACUUAUUGGUGCUAUCAGAAAUGGAUUUAGACAAAUAUUUAAUGUUGUGAAUAUGAGUCUGAAAUGAAAAUAGUUGCAUCCCAUAGGAUGUUGCUUGGAGUUUUGACUGUGUGGCCUUUACCUAGAGUCAACAUUGGUAUAGACGUGAAUAUACAUGUAUCAGUAUUGCAAACAUGAUGCAUGUUUUUAUGAUUAAGUAAGAUUAAUGCAAUAGAACUAUACCAUUUUUAUCUACAUGUAAUAGCUACAUCAGUCUUCCACAGAUCACAAGGAGACAAAAUAUGUAUAAUAGAAAUUGAAAUACUUAAUUGUGGAAGAUAAAAGACAAAAUUUGAUGUGCAUUUGUUGAAAUUGCAUUUUUGUGAAGUUCUGUUUAUUUCAAGUUAAUAUUUUAACAAUAAUUGGAUAUCCUAUGGUACUGUAUUUGUAGAUAGAAAUGCAACUGGCUGUGAUUGUAGAUGUUAAGCAGCUAGUAGUGAACAUAUCCUGAAGGUAAACCAUUUGAUUAAUUUGGUCUAAACAGAAAAUGGCACUAUUCAUAACAACACACUGGUAUAUUUUAAAGACAUUUGAGAUCUGUAUUUAAUUUGACAAAAUGAAAAAUCAUGUAUUUAUUGUCAUGUAUGUACAGUUAAUAAAUGAAGAUAUUUUUCA
Messenger RNA from Lingula anatina, 1929 nucleotides. RefSeq names its product WD repeat domain phosphoinositide-interacting protein 4. Gene Ontology annotation, molecular function: protein binding. NCBI's taxonomy places the organism in Eukaryota, Metazoa, Brachiopoda, Lingulata, Lingulida, Lingulidae. The record is from RefSeq and is a predicted model, not a curated record.